AAGAAAAAGGAAGAAAAGACAUCUAUUGACACAAAAGUAGAGCCAAAACCUGAACAAAAACCAGAAACAAAAGUUGAACCAAAACCAGAAGAGAAGAGAAAACUAUCGAUAAAGAAAAAAGAGGACACAAAAGCUGUCGAAGAGACUGCUGUCGCAAAACCAGAACCAAAGACUGAACCAAAACCAGAAGAGAAGAGAAAGUUAUCGAUAAAGAAGAAGGAGGAGACAAAAGCUGUCGAAGAGUCAAAACCAGAACCAAAGACUGAACCAAAAGUUGAACCAAAACCAGAAGAGAAGCGAAAGCUAUCCAUUAAAAAGAAAGAAGAAACAAAAGCUGUCGAAGAGACCGCUGUUUCGAAACCAGAUUCAAAGGUUGAACCAAAAGUUGAACCAAAAGCUGAACCAAAAGCUGAACCAAAACCAGAAGAAAAAAGGAAAUUAUCGAUUAAGAAGAAAGAGGAACCAAAAGCUGCCGAAGAGACUGCAGUUUCAAAAGCAGAGCCAACUCUUGAGGCAAAACCGAAGAAAUUAUCGGUAAAGAAAAAAGAAGAGAAAACAGUCGAAAGUACAGCCGUUGAAGAAACUAAACCAGAGAUGGCGUCACGACUGGAAGAACCGAAGAAAAAAUUAUCGGUUAAAAAGAAAGUGAACGAUAAAAAUGUGGAAAAUAUAAACGAGAAAAAUGGUGACGAGAAACGGAAGGACUCGCUGGUCAUCGAAGAGCCCGUCAAGAGAAGGCUAUCGGUUAAAAAGCCUGAGAAACGCGAAAGUAUUCCGUCUAUUGGGGAGCCGACAGAGGAAGGGGGCGGCGGUCAGAGAGGGGGCGCGAAAAGAGGUUCGGUUAAUGAAAAUCGCGUUCAGAUUCCUAUAGUUAGAGAACCGACCCCUGAAUUAGAGCGCAAAGACUCUGUAGAUAGCGAUGAUAGACGAGAUUCACUCGGUGUAGACACUCCUCCGCCCACUCUUAGUCCAAGGGGUUCACGACGGGGUUCUAUACUUAUUGUUGCAGAUGAGAAGGGACUGGCGGUCGACGAGUCGGGACAGACCAAGAAGUUAAGGCCGGGCGAGAUGUUGGAAGUGAGGCGCGGAUCAGCUAUGCUUAACAUAAGAAAGGGUAGUAUUGACGUGAGGCGGGCGUCGGCCACAGAGAUAGACAUCGCCGAUAAGCCGUCGACCCCUAUGCGGGCGACGGGCGAUGAGGGCCCGCCUGUUAUCACUGAUUAUGUGAGUAGUGUUAGCGCAGUCGACGGUAAGACUGCUAUAUUACAGGCCACCGUUGAGAGCAAGCCUUUGGCUCAAUACAAGUUCUUUAGAGAGGGUAAUGAGAUCUUCGAAGGCGGGCGCUAUAAAGUGGUGACCGAUGGCGAGACAAAUACCAUAUACUUCUGUAUCAGAAAAGCCAAACCCAAUGACGAGGGAAAGUUCACUAUAACUGCUUAUAACAAACACGGAGAGGACAGCUGUAACAUCAAAGUGUUCGUCAGCGAUGAUAGUGGUAUGGAUUUCCGAGCGAUGCUUAAAGCAAAACAAUACGCGAAGUGGAAGAAAGACAAUGAAGACCCGGAUUGGGGUAAUCUUAAGGCCACUGAAGACGAACGCAGGGCUUCUCUCAAAGAGACUAAGGACGACACUGACGAUCAGUCUUUACGAGUGCCGAGUCCUAGCAAUACGAAGGACAGGCGAACAACACUCGCAGACCUAAUACCCGAUUGGCCGACAUUGCAAGCGGUUAAGAAACACCGGCAGAAACCGGAUGUCUUUAUUAAACCACUUGUGGACCAACACGUGAAAGAAGGCAAAGACAAAAUGGUUCGCUUCGAAGCCGUGUAUUCAAAGUCCGGCAUAAAAGCCAAAUGGUUUAAAGGCAGGACUGAGCUCUUCAUGGGUAAGAAGUAUCACAUGACCAGCACUGGAGACCUUCACGUACUGGAGAUCCACGAACCGCGCGUCGAAGACGGCGCUCAAUACAAGUGCCAGUGUUUGGAGACGUCGUGUACGGCGAUGCUAGAGGUCGACCGCCCGGACCCGGUCUACAAGUUUAUCAAAAACUUGCAGAAAAAGUACGAACAGUUCACGGGUCGGGAACUGGUGCUCGAGUGCACCACAAAUCACUAUAAGGCGCCCGUCAAGUGGUAUAAGGGCGACAACCGGCUCGACGCGAGCGACAAAUACAGCAUUGAGCAAGAUACAUUUGGCAAAAAGAUCUUGCGCAUCCAAAACUGUGCGGUCGCCGAUUCGGACAACUAUUCGUGUCGUAUCAGUCAAGAGGAACAGACAAAGACAGAGGUUGUCUGCACUGACAAGCAAUACGUUUUCGUCAAAUACCUCAUGAGUUUGAGGACCACUGAAAACGAGACGAUAACACUUGAGUGCGAAGUGGACGACAUGUACGCCAAAGUCCAGUGGUUUAAAGACGGCAAAGAGAUUACAGCCAUUCCCAAGAAGUUGGAAAUCAUUUCCGACGGAAGGAAACGCAAAGUAAUCAUCAAAAAAGCCAAAGUGACGGAUGAAGGAGAGUAUAGUUGUACUACUAAUGCGGACAAAACUGUUUGCGAGACUAUCGUUGAGCCCGCAAAUAAGUUCCGAAAGAAAUUACAGGACAAGACUGUGUUUGAAAGGGAAGAGAUUAUUCUGGAGGUGGAAAUGCUUGAGAAGAAGGCGCCCAUCAAGUGGUAUAAGGAUGGACUCGAAGUUAGACCUAACGAUCGAAUAUCCAUUAAAUUCAAUGACGACGGAAGACAACAAUUGAUUAUAAGUAACGCUCAGUUGGACGACAUCGGAGAGUAUAGUAUAAAAGGAGAGAAGGGUUUGAAGUGCAGCUGUAAAGUAGACGUCAAAGAGGCUGAAAAGAAACCGGAGCUCCGACUCGACAAAACCGAUUAUCAGGCGGACGCUAACCGACCCUUCAGUAUCGAAAUCCCAUACAAAGUUAGUGGAAAUCGUACGUCAGAAGUGGUGCCGAAACUGACACAAAACGGAGUUCCCGUUAAUCCCAAAGAAGUGGAGAUUAUAGUGAAAGACGACAAAAUUGUCAUCACAUUCAAAAAGCCGACGCGAGAGAGUUCGGGCGGCUAUGACUUUGGUCUCUCCAACUCUCAGGGAGAGGCAAAAACUCCCCUCAAAUUCAAUUUUGUUGACGUGCCGUCGCCUCCGGAGGGCCCACUCGAUGUGACCGAUCUGUUCAGAGACCGAUGCAAACUGGCGUGGAAGCCGCCCAAAGACAACGGGGGUCUCCCGCUAUUGCAUUACGUGGUGGAGCGCCAGGAUUUGGCCGUUAGAGGCGGUUGGACUGAAGUCGGCACAACCGAGAGCUGUAAUAUGGAUGUCACAGAUUUGGCCCAUAAAAAGGAGUACAAAUUCCGGGUCCGAGCGGUCAAUAAAAAAGGCGCUUCCGAGCCGUUGACUGCGCCGAAGACCUAUUUGGCGAAAGAUCCGUACGACGAGCCCUCCAAACCCAAAGAUCUGGAGAUUGUGGACUGGGAUAAGGAUCACGUGGACCUCAAAUGGAAAGCCCCGGAGCGAGACGGCGGCGCUCCCAUUGAGAAGUAUGUGAUCGAAUCGAAAGACAAAUUCUCACCCGAUUGGGUGUCUGUAUUGGAAGUGCCGCCCAAUAAAUUGGAGGGAACCGUCACUGCAGUCAAGGAGAAUAUGCAGUACCAGUUCAGAGUGCGAGCCAUCAACAAAGCGGGUCCGGGAGAUUCUCACCCGAUUGGGUUCAAGGAGAAUAUGCAGUACCAGUUCAGAGUGCGAGCCAUCAACAAAGCGGGUCCGGGAGAGCCCAGCGAUCCCACCCGUAAUCUCAUAGUGAAGGCCCGUUUUGUUAAGCCGUUUAUCAUUGGAGACGACUUGAAGAAUAUUGUGGUCAAAAAGGGAGCGAUUAUUAAAUACGACAUUCAGUUUGGAGGCGAACCCCAACCGGAAGUCAAGUGGGAAAUCAAUACAACAGAAUUGAAAGCUUCGAGUCGAGUGUCGAUCGAAAACAGUCCCAAAAAUACUCUAUUGAUUAUAAAGCAGGCCGUGAGGGGAGACUCCGGCAAAUUCACGCUCACCCUAACCAAUAGUUCGGGCACUUGUAGCGCAUGCGCUGAUGUGGUAGUCCUCGACAAACCCACUCCACCCGAAGGGCCACUUAUUGUCGAAGAGAUAUUUGCCGAAUCGGCGAAACUUAAAUGGAAAGCACCGAAAGACUUGGGCGGCUCUGAGCUCAAGGGCUAUCAGAUCGAGAAGAUGGACGUCGACACCGGCCGAUGGGUGCCGUGCGGUGAAGUGGGUCCCGGAGCCACCUCUUUCAAGGCUGAGGGACUCACCAAAGGAAAGAAAUACAAGUUUAGAGUUAAGGCUCUCAACAAAGAGGGCGAAUCCGAUCCGUUAGAGACGGACCAACCGAUCACCGCUAAGAACCCGUACGACGAGCCCUCAAAGCCGGGAAAACCAGAGAUUGUCGACUUCGACAACACACGGGUUGACCUGCAAUGGGCGCCGCCUGAGAAGGACGGCGGCCGACCUAUAGAGAGAUAUAUCGUCGAAAUGAAAGACAAAUUUAGUUCCGACUGGAAAGAAGUGCUCAAAACAGAUGGACCCGACUGUAAGGCCACUGUUAAGGAUCUGAAAGAGAACACAUCGGUUCAGUUCCGGGUUCGGGCCGUAAACAUGGCCGGAAUGGGAGAGCCCAGCGAUGCCACCGAUCAGCACAUCGUUAAACACAGAAACCUUAAGCCAUAUAUUGACAGAACGAAUCUGAAGAAUAUAAUCAUCAAAAGCGGUCGUUCGCACAAAUAUGAUGUCGACAUUAGGGGAGAACCGCCGCCGACUGUCGUCUGGACUUUUAGCGAAACAAAUACCAAACUUUCUGAUGAUAUAAACAUUAAGAUUGAGAACAGAGACUAUCACUCGGAGCUGACGGUCUCGAAGGCCACCCGAAAACAGUCGGGAAAAUACACGAUAACCGCAACCAAUAAGAACGGAACCGAUUCUGUUGUGGUAGACCUGACUGUAUUGGCGGCUCCGGGCAAACCAGAGGGCCCUCUGGAGGUGACAGACAUUCACAAAGAGGGCUGUAAACUGAAGUGGAAGAAACCCAAAGACGACGGCGGAAGUCCUAUCAAGACAUACGAAGUCGAGAAGUUCGACAAAGAGUCGGGCCGUUGGACUCGAGUGGGGAAAACAGAUAAACCAGAGAUGGAUGUGACGGGUCUGACGCCCGGAAAGGAGUACUUAUUCCGCGUGACGGCAGUCAACGACGAGGGAGACUCCGAACCCUUGACUACAUUGGAGGCCAUUAUCGCCAAAAACCCUUACGACGAGCCGACAAAACCGGGAACUCCUGAGAUCAUCGAUUACGACAACACUAGCGUUGAGCUCAAAUGGUCGCCUCCUAAGAGCGAUGGCGGCGCUCCCAUUGAGAAGUAUAUCAUCGAAAAGAAAGAGAAAAACGCCAUCCUUUGGGAGAAAGCGCUGGAAGUGCCCGGAAGUACACCCGAAGGCAAAGUUGUAGACCUGAAGGAGAGGACAGAAGUGCAGUUCCGAGUGAUUGCAGUGAACAAAGCGGGUCCGAGCGAACCCAGCGAUGCCACCAAAAACCAUGUCGUAAAACACAGACGACUGAAGCCAUACAUCGACAGAACGAAUCUCGAAAUGAUUACUAUUAAGAAAGGAAAACAAGUGAAACUAGACGUCAACGUUAGGGGCGAACCGCCGCCCGCUAUCACGUGGAAACUCGUCGAAAGUAUUGUCAGUAAUGACGAGAAUUACGAUAUCGUUAACAUUGACUACAACACCAAAUUCACAAUCAAUGACUGCCAACGCAAACACACCGGAAAUUAUAAGAUCAUUGCCGUGAAUGAAGUGGGAAAAGACGAGGCGGAGAUCGAGAUAUGCGUCCUCUGCGCCCCCUCUCGGCCUAAGGGACCCCUCAAAGUGGAUAACGUGAACGCAAAGGGUUGUGACCUUCACUGGCAAAAGCCUGAGGACGACGGCGGACGACCCAUACAGGGCUACGCCAUCGAGAAGUUGGACCCUUUGACUGGCAAUUGGGUUCCGUGCGGUCGCGCAGACAAAGACGCCACUGAUUUCCAGGUGACUGGACUAACACCCGGAAAGUUCUACCAGUUUAGGGUCAAAGCCAUUAACUCGGAGGGAGAGUCCGACCCAUUGGUCACAACCGAACCCAUUUUGGCUAAGAAUCCGUACGAAUCGGCGAACGCGCCCUCAAAGCCAGAUAUCGUGGACUGGGAUGAGAAACACGUGGAUCUGGUGUGGAAGCCGCCGAAGAACGACGGCGGGGCUCCUAUUACUGGCUAUAUUGUCGAAGUGAAGGAGAAACUGAGCAGUAAUUGGGAACCAAUGGUCGAAACCAAUUCACCCAAACCAGAGGCGGCCGUCACCGGACUUAUUAAAGGCAAACAAUACCAGUUCCGCAUCAAAGCUGUCAAUAAGGCGGGUGCGGGUGAGGCCAGUGAACCGACUGGUCUGCACACAUGCAAAGAACGCCAUUUGAAACCACAUAUAAAUCGCGAUAAUUUGCAGACAAUUACCAUAAGAGCCGGCAAUUCAGCCAAAGUUGACGUCGAGAUUAGUGGCGAACCGCCGCCGAAAGUCGAAUGGAUUUUCGCCGGAAAACCACUCGAAGCCGAUCUGAACACCAAAAUCGAAAACCCGGAAUACGAGUCACACAUUCAGCUCAAGAAUAUGACCCGAAAACAGAACGGAAAGUACAAAAUCGUGGCCACAAACGAGUCCGGGAAGGACGAGGCGGAGGUCGAGAUCAACGUUUUGGACAAACCCGGCAAACCUGAGGGACCGCUCGAUGUGAGCGACGUUCACGCGAAUGGAUGUACUCUCGAGUGGAAUCCACCCAAAGAUGACGGAGGAGUUCCUCUUCAGGGAUACGUUGUGGAGAAGAAAGACAUCUCAAGCGGUCGAUGGGUUCCAGUGGCCAAAUGCGGACCCGAGAAGACCACCGCAGAGGUGACCGGUUUGGACACCGGAAAGAAGUACGAGUUUAGAGUGAAGGCCGUCAACGAAGAGGGAGAGUCGGAACCGCUGGACACGGAUCGGGCGAUUCUGGCGAAGAACCCAUUCGACGAACCCGGACCUCCAGGACUGCCCGUCAUCGACGACUACGACAAGGACUUCGUCGAACUGAAAUGGGAGGCACCCAUCCGUGACGGCGGCGCCCCUAUCACGGGGUAUAUCAUCGAAAAGAAAGACAAAUAUAGUCACGAUUUCGUACCGGCGGCUGAAAUACAGGGCAAUGUAUGCAAAGGCAAAGUGAUGGGUCUGAAUGAGGGCGACAAAUAUGAGUUUAGGGUUCGGGCCGUGAAUAAGGCCGGACCCGGAGCCCCAUCCGACGCGACGGCUCCUCAUUUGUCAAAACCACGCUUUUUAAAGCCCAGAAUCGACAGAACAAAUCUGAAGCCAAUCACUAUAAAAGCCGGACAAAUGGUUAGCCUCGACGUCGAUGUGAACGGAGAGCCGCCGCCAGUGAUUGUAUGGAAACAUAAUGACAAAGAGCUGUCAACUGGCGAUCAAUACGGCAUCGAUAACAUUGAUUACAACACAAAAUUCAAUCUAUUGAGAGCCACGAGAAAAGAGACCGGAAUUUACACUAUAAUCGCGACCAACAGUAGCGGCACAGACGAGGCGACCGUCGAGAUCAACGUAUUGGGCAAACCGUCGACACCUAACGGGCCGUUAGAGGUGAGCGAUGUUCACAAAGAGGGCUGUAAACUGAAGUGGAAGCCGCCGGACGACGACGGGGGCACUCCUAUCGAGUGCUAUGAAGUGGAGAAAAUGGAUGAGGAAACCGGUCGAUGGGUUCCUUGCGGUAAGUCUAAGGAACCGACGAUCGAAGUGACGAAUUUAGUUCCCGGAAGAAAGUAUAAGUUCAGAGUCCGGGCCGUCAAUAAAGAGGGCGAUUCCGAUGAACUCGAAACGGAUCACUCGACUGUUGCCAAGAAUCCCUUCGACGAGCCCUCCAAACCGGGCCGACCCGAGCCCACAGAUUGGGACAAAGAUCACGUCGACCUGCAGUGGACUCCUCCCGAGUCCGACGGCGGCGCUCCCAUUGAGGGCUACGUUAUUGAGAAACGCAAAAAGGGUACACAUAAGUGGCAAAAGGCCAAGACUUUGCACACACCCGACACUAAGGCAACGGUUCCCGACCUCGAAGAGGGCGAAGAGUAUGAGUUCCGUGUGAUUGCUGUCAACAAAGCGGGUCCGAGUGAACCGAGCGAAGCGUCGCGUCCUGUCAUCGCUAAACCCCGCAGAUUAGCGCCGAUUAUUGACAGAACAAACCUGAAGAAUGUGACGAUAAGGAGCGGACAACCCGUCAAAUUCGAUGUGGACGUGAAGGGAGAGCCCGCGCCUACCAUUGAAUGGUCUUUCAAUGGACAGUCACUGAAGACAGACGACACGCAUAGCAUUGAUAACGAACCAAAUCAUACACUUUUCAUGCUAUUAAAGUCCAAACGCAAUGACACCGGAAAUUAUACGAUAACCGCGAAGAACGAGUUCGGAACCGAUGAGGCGGUGGUCGAGAUUAAAGUGUUGAGCAAACCAUCGAAACCAAAGGGUCCGCUCGACGUGAGUGACGUUCAUUCGGAGGGAUGUAAACUGAAAUGGGAUAAACCGGAGGACGACGGCGGAGAACCGGUGACCGGAUAUGUGGUCGAGAAGAUGGAUGUGGACACCGGCCGAUGGGUUCCCGUCACUACUGUUCGCGAACCCGAAGCCGACAUCAAAGGACUCAUUCCCGGAAAGGAAUACAAAUUCCGCGUCAAAGCCAUUAACUCUGAGGGAGAAUCGGAACCAUUGGAAACGGAUGUUGCGAUUGUGGCGAAGAAUCCAUUCGACGAACCGGGAAAACCAGGCAAACCGUCGGCCAAAGACUGGGACAAACAUCACGUGGAUCUGGUGUGGAAGGCGCCCGACACCGAUGGCGGCGCUCCCAUCACUUCGUAUAUCAUUGAGAAAAAGGACAGAUACAGCACUAAAUGGCAAAAAGCGGCCGAAAUUAUUGGCGACAAAUGCGAGGCCAGAGUUCCCGAUCUGAUUGAAGGCAUGGAAUAUCAAUUCCGUGUGCGAGCGGUGAACAAAGCGGGUCCGAGCGGUCCCAGCGAUGCCAGCGAUAGCGUCACCGCAAAGCCCAGAAACUUAGCGCCAAAGAUAGACAGGUCUUCGCUGAGAGAUGUUGUCUUACACGCCGGACAGGCCUUCAAAUUUGAUGUCAAAGUGAUUGGAGAGCCGCCGCCCAAAACAUUGUGGUUCGCGAACGACAGUCCCAUCGCUAAUGAUAGCCAACACACCGUCGAGAACGAGCCCUACAGAACCAAACUCGCCGUCACUGCAGCCGAACGUAAAAACACCGGAAUCUAUAAAAUUACGGCCGAAAACCCGUCGGGAAAAGACGAGGCAGAGGUCAAAGUGACGGUACUUGACGUGCCGUCGCCUCCUGAGGGCCCCCUAGAGGUGAGUGAUAUUCACGCCGAGGGCUGUAAACUGAAAUGGAAAGAACCCAAAGACGACGGCGGAGUUCCCAUUGAAUCCUAUGUCGUCGAGAAACAGGACACCAAAACUGGACGUUGGGUUCCCGUCGGUUCGUCGACCAGACCUGAGAUCGCAGUCAAUAACUUAGAGCCCGGAAAGGAGUAUAAGUUUAGAGUGAAAGCGAUUAACGCUGAGGGAGAGUCACUCCCAUUGGAAACAUUGCAACCAAUUUUGGCGAAGAAUCCCUUCGAUCCUCCCGGAGCUCCGGGAACUCCCGAAAUGACAAACUAUGACAAGGAUUACGUCGAACUCAAAUGGGAGAAACCCAUGCGAGACGGCGGCGCCCCUAUCACUGGCUAUGUCAUCGAGAAGAAGGAGAAAGACGGCACCAAAUGGGUUAAAGCGGCCACAAUUGACGGCGACGUGGCGUCG
Molecule: messenger RNA, 9918 nt
Organism: Medioppia subpectinata
Lineage: Eukaryota; Metazoa; Arthropoda; Arachnida; Sarcoptiformes; Oppiidae
Source: the annotation of a GenBank genome assembly